GCGGGAGCCCGAGCGCGCGCAGGAGCCGCCGCCGCCCGCUUCUCAGUCGCCGCGCGCCUGAACCGCUGUCGCCGCCGCGCGCCCUGCCCGGGGGCGGCCCCCCCAGCCCCAUGGAGGUCUCCCGGAGGAAGGCACCGCCGCGCCCCCAGCGCCCCGCCGCGCCUCUGCCCCUGCUUGCCUAUCUGCUGGCGCUCGCGGCGCCCGGCCGGGGCGCGGACGAGCCCGUGUGGCGGUCGGAGCAAGCCAUCGGAGCCAUCGCGGUGAGCCUGAAUGACGGCGUGUUCGUGGCGAGCGGCAGCUGCCUGGACCAGCUGGACUACAGCCUGGAGCACAGGCUCUCGCGCCUGUACCGGGACCAAGCGGGCAACUGCACGGAGCCCGUGUCCCUGACGCCCCACGCGCGGCCCCGGCCGGGGAGCAGCUUCAGCAAGCUCCUGCUGCCCUACCGCGAGGGGGCGGCCGACCUCGGGGGGCUGCUGCUCACAGGCUGGACCUUCGACCGGGGCGCCUGCGAGGUGCGACCCCUGGGCAACCUGAGCCGCGGCUCCCUGCGCAACGGCACCGAGGUGGUGUCGUGUCACCCGCAGGGCUCGACGGCCGGCGUGGUGUACCGCGCGGGCGACAAGAACAGCUGGUACCUGGCGGUGGCCGCCACCUACGUGCUGCCCGAGACCGAGACGGCCAGCCGCUGCAACCCCGCGGCGUCCGACCGCGAAACGGCCAUCGCGCUCAAGGACACGGAGGGGCGCAGCCUGGCCACGAAGGAGACGGGACGCCUCAAGCUGCGCGAGGGCGGGGGUAGCCUGCACUUCGUGGACGCCUUUCUCUGGAACGGCAGCGUCUACUUCCCCUACUACCCCUACAACUACACGAGCGGCCGCGCCACCGGCUGGCCCAGCAUGGCGCGCAUCGCGAAGAGCUCCGAGGUCCUGUUCCAGGGGCAGGCGGCCCUCGACUGCGGCCACGGCCACCCCGACGGCCGCCGCCUGCUGCUCUCCUCCAGCCUGGUGGAGGCCCUGGGCGUCUGGGCCGGCGUGUUCAGCGCGGCCACCGGAGAGGACCAGGAGAAGCGCUCCCCCGCCACCACGGCACUCUGCCUCUUCAGGAUGAGUGAGAUCCAGGCGCGCACCAAGACCUGCCGCUGGGACUUCGAGGCCGAGAAUCACUGCAAAGACGAGGAUCAACCUGAAAGAGUCCAACCAAUCGCAUCAUCUACCUUGAUCCAUUCCGACCUGACAUCCGUUCAUGGCACCGUGGUAAUGAACAGGACUGUUUUAUUCUUGGGGACUGGAGAUGGCCAGUUACUUAAGGUUAUUCUUGGUGAGAAUUUGACGUCUAAUUGUCCAGAGGUUAUCUAUGAAAUUAAGGAAGAAACACCUGUUUUCUACAAACUCGUUCCUCAUCCUAAGAAGAAUAUCUACAUCUAUCUAACGGCUGGAAAAGAGGUGAGGAGAAUUCGUGUUGCGAACUGCAGUAAACAUAAAUCCUGUUCGGAGUGUUUAGCAGCGACAGACCCUCACUGCGGCUGGUGCCAUUCGCAACAAAGGUGUACUUUUAAUGAAGAUUGUGUGCAUUCAAAUAACUCAGAAAACUGGCUGGAUAUUUCAUUUGGAGCUAAAAAGUGCCCUCAAAUUCACCUGUUUCGAAGCAGUAAAGAUAAGACGACAGUGACCAUGGUUGGAAGCUUCUCUGCAAGACACUCGACGUGCGUGGUGAAGAACGGGGACACUGGUCAGGUGCUCUGCAAGGGUGAAAAUGUCUCCAGUGAGACCUGCACCUGCAGCAUCCCAACCAGAGCAACCUACAAUGAUGUUUUAGUUGUCAACGUGAUGUUCUCCUUCGGUUCCUGGAGUGUGUCAAAAAGAUUCAACUUUACCAACUGCUCGUCAUUAAGACCAUGCCCAGUAUGUAUUGGAACUGGCUGUGCUUGGUGUAAAAGUGAGAGAAAAUGUAUCCAUCCCUUCACAGCUUGCGACCCUUCUGAUUACAAGAGGAACCAGGACCUCUGUCCAGUUGCCUCUGAGAAAUGGGUACCACCCAAGACAGCAGGAGGAGGAAGACUGAAGGAGAAGACAAGUAACAGAACCACCCAGGACUCGCAGGUCUUCUACAUUAACUCCAUUGAGCCACAGAAAAUAUCGACCUUAGGGAAAAGUAAUGUGAUUGUCACGGGAGCAAACUUUACCCAGGCAUCAAACAUCACAAUGAUCCUGAAAGGAACCAGUACUUGUGAUGAGGAUGUGAUACGGGUUAGCCAUGUGCUAAAUGACACGCAUAUGAAAUUCUCUCUUCCGUCAAGCCGAAAAGAAAUGAAGGAUGUGUGUAUCCAGUUCGAUGGCGGGAAAUGUUCUUCGGUGGGACAUUUAUCUUACAUCGCUCUGCCCCACUGUUCCCUCAUAUAUCCUGCUACCACCUGGAUCAGUGGUGGUCAAAAUAUAACCAUCAUGGGCCGAAAUUUUGAUGUAAUUGACAAAUUAAUCAUUUCGCAUGAUCUGAAAGAAAACGUCUCUGAAUAUUGUAUGGCAAAUUACUGCAGAUUUUUAGCCCCCCCUUCAAAAGGGCGUACGAAUGCCACUGUGAAGCUCAGAGUCCAGGAGACCUACUUGGAUUGCGGAAGCUUGCAGUACCUCGACGACCCCAGAUUUACAGGGUAUCGGGCUGAGUCUGAGGUGGACACAGAACUGGAAGUAAAAAUUCAAAAAGAAAAUGAUAACUUCAACAUUACCAAGGAAGACAUUAAAAUUACUCUCUUCUAUGGAGAAAAAAAGCAAUUUAAAAAUUGCAGUUUUGAAAAUAUUACUAGAAAUCAAGAUCUCACCACUAUCUUUUGCAAAAUUAAAGACAUCACUGCGGCAAACAGCAUUGCUGCCUCUUCCAAGAAAGUUCGUGUCAGACUGGGAAACUUGAAACUCGAUGUCGAGCAGGAAUCGGUUCUUUCCACUUGGUAUCUCCUGAUUGGGCUUCCCGUCUUGCUAGUGAUUGUCAUUUUUGUGGCUGUGGGAGUGACCAGGCACAAAUCGAAGGAGCUGAGUCGCAAACAGAGUCAACAACUGGAGCUCCUUGAGAGCGAGCUGCGGAAAGAGAUACGUGAUGGCUUUGCUGAGCUGCAGAUGGAUAAAUUGGAUGUGGUUGAUAGUUUUGGAACUGUUCCCUUCCUUGACUACAAACAUUUUGCUCUGAGAACUUUCUUCCCGGAGUCAGGUGGCUUCACACACAUCUUCACUGAAGAUAUGCAUAACAGAGAUGCCAAUGACAAGAAUGAAAGUCUCACAGCUUUGGAUGCCCUAAUUUGUAAUAAAAGUUUCCUUGUUACCGUCAUCCACACUCUUGAAAAGCAGAAGAACUUUUCAGUGAAGGACAGGUGUCUGUUUGCCUCCUUCUUAACCAUCGCACUGCAAACUAAGCUGGUCUACCUAACCAGCAUCCUAGAGGUGCUGACCAGGGACUUGAUGGAGCAGUGCAGCAACAUGCAGCCUAAGCUCAUGCUGAGACGCACAGAGUCUGUGGUGGAAAAACUCCUCACCAACUGGAUGUCCGUCUGCCUUUCUGGUUUUCUGAGGGAGACGGUUGGAGAACCAUUCUAUUUGCUGGUGACGACUCUGAACCAGAAAAUAAACAAGGGCCCCGUCGAUGUGAUCACUUGCAAAGCCCUGUACACCCUUAAUGAGGACUGGCUGCUGUGGCAGGUUCCAGAAUUCAGUACUGUGGCAUUAACCGUCACCUUUGAAAAAAUCCCAGAAAAUGAGAGUGCAGAUGUCUGUCGGAAUAUUUCAGUCAAUGUUCUUGAUUGUGAUACCAUAGGUCAAGCCAAAGAAAAGAUUUUCCAAGCGUUCCUAAGCAAAAAUGGCUCUCCUUAUGGACUUCAGCUGAAUGAAAUUGGCCUCGAGCUUCAAGUGGGCACACGACACAAAGAACUUCUGGAUAUUGACAGCUCCUCUGUGAUUCUUGAAGAUGGAAUAACCAAGCUAAACACCAUUGGCCACUACGAGAUAUCAAAUGGAUCCACUAUAAAAGUCUUUAAGAAGAUAGCAAAUUUUACUUCAGAUGUGGAAUACUCAGAAGACCACUGCCAUUUGAUUUUGCCAGACUCGGAAGCAUUCCAAGAUGUGCAGGGAAAAAGACACCGAGGGAAGCACAAGUUCAAAGUAAAAGAAAUGUAUCUGACAAAGCUGCUGUCGACCAAGGUGGCAAUUCACUCUGUGCUUGAAAAACUUUUUAGAAGCAUUUGGAGUUUACCCAACAGCAGAGCCCCGUUUGCUAUAAAAUACUUUUUUGACUUUUUGGAUGCCCAGGCUGAAAGCAAAAAAAUCACAGAUCCUGAUGUUGUACAUAUCUGGAAAACAAACAGCCUUCCUCUUCGCUUCUGGGUAAACAUCCUGAAGAACCCUCAGUUUGUCUUUGACAUUAAGAAGACACCACACAUAGAUGGCUGCUUGUCAGUGAUCGCCCAGGCAUUCAUGGAUGCGUUUUCCCUCACAGAGCAGCAACUUGGGAAGGAAGCACCAACUAAUAAACUUCUCUAUGCCAAGGAUAUCCCAACCUACAAAGAGGAAGUAAAGUCUUAUUACAAAGCAAUCAGGGAUUUGCCUCCAUUGUCAUCUUCAGAGAUGGAAGAAUUCUUAACUCAGGAAUCUAAGAAACAUGAAAAUGAAUUUAAUGAAGAAGUGGCCUUGACAGAAAUCUACAAAUACAUCGUAAAAUAUUUUGAUGAGAUUCUAAAUAAACUAGAAAGAGAACGAGGGCUGGAAGAAGCUCAGAAACAACUCUUGCAUGUAAAAGUCUUAUUUGAUGAAAAGAAGAAAUGCAAGUGGAUGUAAGCACUCUGGGGCCUGGCUUAAUCUGGUAAAGUUCUUCAGACGACUUGGGAGCAAAAUGGCUGUUUAAGCUACUCUGUGCUGUUAACUUUUUAAGUUUGCACAUAGGUUCCACUUUGAGCACUGUCUUUAAGAGACCAAGGCACAUGCACAGCUUUUACAAAGCAUACCAACCAUUGUGCCUGUGUGUGUACUGUGGGAACCCUUCUGUAAAUAGAGCUGACGUGGUUGUUGCAAACAGCCUCCUUGUUUACAGAGAAUACAGGGCCAGUAAGCAAGGGUCAGUAUUUUAACUACAGCCUCCACUUAAGCACAAUGAUAUAAGUGGUUUUGUUUGAAAACUACAGCUGUGUAGCACUUGUGACUACACGGCACCUCUGCAGGCAAGAGACAUUGCCAAUGAUCAAAAAAUGUGAAAUGAGUCAUUUGGAAACAAGGUAGGGGUGUUAGGGCAACCUCGAGGAUUUGCGGCAUUGAAACUUUCCCCAGUAGUUCUUGGAAAAGCUGACCGCAGAAUUUGGUAGUGCGUACAACUUAGCAUUCGUGAGUGUGUGUGUGUGUGUUUUUAAACCAAAAACUAACAGUGUUGCAACAUUGUUGAAAGGGCUCGUGUUUUUCAGUGGUCACCGACUGUACUUCAUCAAACUCACCUCCAUUUCACUAAGGAGCUCUAAAGCAAGGAGAGGGUGUAGGCUUCCUUAAAUGCGACAG
Hippopotamus amphibius kiboko is the source of this 5525-nucleotide messenger RNA. It is a transcript of the gene PLXNC1, whose product is annotated as plexin C1. Gene Ontology annotation, cellular component: semaphorin receptor complex. NCBI's taxonomy places the organism in Eukaryota, Metazoa, Chordata, Mammalia, Artiodactyla, Hippopotamidae. Gene Ontology annotation, molecular function: semaphorin receptor activity; protein binding. Gene Ontology annotation, biological process: negative regulation of cell adhesion; semaphorin-plexin signaling pathway involved in axon guidance; regulation of GTPase activity. The transcript is spliced from 31 exons. Bases 111 to 4817 code for a protein of 1568 amino acids. The record is from RefSeq and is a predicted model, not a curated record.